Gossypium raimondii (Peruvian cotton) is the source of this 2025-nucleotide messenger RNA. RefSeq lists its product as uncharacterized. The coding region runs from base 109 to 1932 and encodes 607 amino acids. The transcript has 3 exons. NCBI's taxonomy places the organism in Eukaryota, Viridiplantae, Streptophyta, Magnoliopsida, Malvales, Malvaceae. The record is from RefSeq and is a predicted model, not a curated record. Gene Ontology annotation, molecular function: protein binding.
AAAGGAACCCAAUCAAAACGGCAAAGUAGAGAAUCGAAACAAAUGAAGAUGGAACCCUAGGUUUUAAAAGCAAAAUUAUAUUGAUGAUGAUAAUGGCAUAAGCGUAUCAUGGCUGGGGAAAACAAAUCAAGCGCGCGACCUUGGGGUACAUUAGAGGAACUCCUCCUUGUAUGUGCCGUCAACCGCCACGGCACUAAAAGCUGGGAUUCUAUCGCCUCGGAACUUCAGAAUCGGAGACUCACUUCUUCCUUUCUUCCUUCCUUCACUCCACAACUCUGUAAAGACAAGUUUUUUGAUCUUAAACGACGCUUCAUAUCCACAAAUGGCGCCUCUUCUUCCUCUAGUUUGGUUGACCAGCUUCGAAGGAUUCGCGUAGAAGAGCUCCGUCGAGAGGUUCAAGAACGUGACGUUUCAAUCGUGUCGUUGGAAUUGAAGGUCAAGAGAUUGGAGGAGGAAAGAGAGAGGAGUUCUAAAGAGGAGACAGAUCUGGAUGACCGACAGAAUAUUUUAUCACCGGAUACCGUCGCCGGCACACCCGCCGGCGGUGAUGGCUCCGGUGAUCUCGAUGACCGAUCAUUCAACGAGUCCAACUCCACCAGUCAAAAACCCGAGCUGACCACGUCGGCCACUAUUAUUGUUAAAGACGAGCAAAACAAUGCCGGAGAAGUGGUAGGAGAAAGGAACGCACAAGUUAUAACAGAGCCGAUCGAACCGAGAGGUGAAAAUGAGAUUGAUCCGGUUCGAACCGGGGAAGGGCCAGUUAAUGAACGAUUAAAUGGUGAAGAACAUGAUAAUAAGAAGCAGGUGAGUGACGUACAAAGUUCGGCUAGUUUAUCGAAGAAGAAAAGAUGUAAUGGUAGUAGUAAGGGCGGAAGCAGCAGCAGAGAGGAACGUGAGGGAGAUGAGGUUUCUCCCGCCAUGAAGCGAGCCCCGGCGGUGAAGCCCGAGUCCAUGGUUAGGCUUCUAGGGAUCAUCCGCUCUAAUCGGCUCGGCUCGGCUUUGGAUCGCCGCCAACGGAGCCAGGAAUCUGCAAGAUACAAAAACCUGAUAAGGCAACACAUGGAUCUCCAAAGAAUUCAAACCAGGCUUGAUAAAGGUGUCUACUCUGAAUGCAGCACAAAGUUCUUGAGGGAUCUCCUCCUUUUAUUCAACAAUCUCAUCGUAUUUCACCACAAAAGUUCCCCCGAACGUAUUGCUGCUCAACAACUCCGGGCAUUGGUGUUGAAGGAAAUGACCCAUAUGCUUCCAAAACAAUCCGAAACCGAUGAUGUUGCGAAACCCAACAAAUCUUCUACUAUAGUCGCAUGUGGCAAACGCAGAUUUUCCAAGGCAGUAACCAAGAAUACUUCUACGAGUACUAGGAGAGGAGAUGAAAAAGAAAGAGGCGUUGAAGAGAAGAAGGUUGAUGGUAGUUGUCCUAUUGCGACUGAUGACAUGGGCAUAAGGAAGAAACGAAGUAAAGAAAGAGUGGUUUCAGGCCGUCGAAACUCAUUAAGAACAAGCAGCACCAGUGAGGAAACAAAGCAUGAGUAUGGUGGUAAUGAGCUUAGUUCUCAUGACGCUUUGGAGAUGAAGGUGGAUAUUAAGAAAGAAAAUAAUAAUCACAACAAUAAUAAUAAGGCAAGAAAGAAACAAGGAGCAGCAAGUUUCUUGAAAAGAAUGAAGCAAAAUUCACCAAGUGAAGUGACGGAGAAAGACGAGGAUGAUGAUGAAGAUGAUGAUUCGGAGGAUCAUAGUAAAGAUGAAAAAGAGAAGGGCAGGGUGGAGAGGGUUACCCGGAGUUCAGGAGGAAGAGGGGCAAGGGCGAAGAGAGGGGUUGGGAGGCCACCGAAGGUGGUGGCGGAGUCGACGGGAAAGAGAGGGAGGGAGAACGUUGAGAAUGAGGUGGGAUUGGGAGGUACGGGAAGGGCUAGGAAACGAGGUAGAAGGUGAUUGGUGAUAAAUGAUAGUGCUGUAUAAUGUAUAUAUAUAGUAUAGUAAUUGAUGUUUUUCUUCUGCUUUUGCUAUUGGUAUUUUACUUUCUAA